AUGGGUGUGUGGCGUGCGGACUUCUGGCUGCCGCGGGGCAUUGACUGGCACCAGCUGCCCACCAAUUCGUCUCAUCUUUUUUAUCCUAUCUUCUUCGCCGUUCCUCUGGUCCUAUUCAGGGUAGCUUUCGAGUCUUUCAUUGGUGUUCCUCUCGGAUUCGCUCUUGGCUACUAUGGCAACGCUUCGCUAACUUCCGCAAUAUUCCAACACAUAUCUGGUGGAUUUGCUCGACAGACUCGGUCGAAGCGAAUACUGGAAUGCUUUUGGCGUUUCAGCUACUACACUUUUGCUUUUCUGUAUGGAUUUGUGGUGCUCUGGGAUAAGCGGUGGCUAUGGGACGUGAAACAGUGUUGGAUUGGCUACCCAUUCCACGAGGUGGACGAUAGCGUAUGGUGGUAUUACAUGAUUGAAACCUCAUUUUACUAUUCUCUGCUGGUUGCAUCGUUCUUUGAUGUCAAGCGUUCUGACUUUUGGCAGCUUAUCGUCCAUCAUGUAGUCACUAUCGGUCUGCUUUCCAGUAGCUUCGCCAUCAAUUUUGUCAGAGUUGGAACACUUGUAUUGAUCUCGCAUGAUUUGGCCGAUAUAUUACUGGAGUUCGGAAAGCUCACUCGAUAUGAUCGCAAUCUUAAAGCAGUUACAAAUGCGUGCUUUGUGGUGUUUUUAACAGGAUGGAUUAUUACUCGACUUGGUUACUAUCCACUAGUACUUGUCCGAUCGGCUUUAUUCGAUGCAGCUGCCUUAAUUCAGCCGGACUAUCAAUUACUGGACCUUACUCAAGUCCCAUACGCACCCCGCAUCAUUAUCUGCCUGCUCUUUAUCCUUCUAUUACUCCAUAUCUUUUGGACUGUCAUAAUCAUGAGGAUAGUUGUCAAGACCAUCACAGAGGGUGAAGCUGGCGACUUACGGUCCGACUCGGAGCUUUCUGAUCAAGAAGAGAAGACAAAACUUUCAAAGCAAAACGGGGGGAAAUCGACUGUAAAAAGAAGAUCGGCGCAGAAGAGUUCCAAAUACGAUGAAAGCGACAGCGAUACGGAACCAGUGCGAAAUGGUGUCAAGCAUAGACGACCACGAAGAGAAUGA
Messenger RNA from Necator americanus (New World hookworm), 1080 nucleotides. RefSeq lists its product as uncharacterized. Gene Ontology annotation, cellular component: membrane. The coding region runs from base 1 to 1080 and encodes 359 amino acids. The transcript has 8 exons. Gene Ontology annotation, biological process: ceramide biosynthetic process. Lineage: Eukaryota; Metazoa; Nematoda; Chromadorea; Rhabditida; Ancylostomatidae. The record is from RefSeq and is a predicted model, not a curated record. Gene Ontology annotation, molecular function: sphingosine N-acyltransferase activity.